Molecule: messenger RNA, 2635 nt
Organism: Poecilia latipinna (sailfin molly)
Lineage: Eukaryota; Metazoa; Chordata; Actinopteri; Cyprinodontiformes; Poeciliidae
Product: immunoglobulin superfamily member 1-like
Exons: 10
Coding region: 1-2538 (845 amino acids)
Biological process (GO): immune response-regulating signaling pathway
Cellular component (GO): membrane
Source: RefSeq, a predicted model, not a curated record
AUGGCUCCUGGGGAACAGUCUGUGAUGAUCUCCCACUUUGGCCAGGGGACUGGACAGAUCUGGCUUGAUGAUGUGAGCUGCUCUGGAAGUGAAUCUUCUCUUGCUGUGUGUGGGCACAGAGGAUUUGGGACUCACAAUUGUGGACAUGGAGAAGAUGCUGGUGUCAUCUGUUCAGGUGGCAACGUAAAAUUAGCUGGGUCAGCUCGGUGCUCUGGAAGAGUCGAAAUCUACAACAGUGGAUCCUGGGGAACAGUCUGCAAUGAUAACUGGGACAUAAAUGAUGCUAGAGUGGUCUGCAGACAGCUGGCCUGUGGUACAGCAGUGAGUCUCCGUCAGUUUGCAGUGGGAACAGGACAAAUCUGGCUUGAUGAGGUGGCCUGUACAGGCAAUGAAAACUAUCUGACUGAAUGCUCCCACAGUGGAUUUGGUGUGCAUAACUGUGCUCACAGUCAGGAUGCUGGUGUCAUCUGUUCAGGCCCUAUAAGGCCCAGUAUUGAACUUACUCCUCAAGGUGACAUCACCUUGGGUCGUAAUGUCAGCAUCAGUUGUUCAGUCACUGAUGCACAAGUAAAAGGGAUAUUUGUCUUGACGACGACCACAGGCUCAUUCAGCCGGGCUGUGAACUCAAGCAGCAACUCUGCUACUUUCUACAUCGUUCAGGCCACUUUCAAUGAUCAGGGAUGGUACAAGUGUCAGUUUCAAAUCAUACUUCCCAAUGAGAACUUCACCACUCUCUUUAGUGACACAGUCCAACUAAGAGUGAUCUUUCCAACACCCACGAUCAGUAUUGAACCCUCUGGAGUGAUUUCCCUCAAUCAGGAUGUUAGAAUCAUUUGUUCAGUCACUAAUGAACAAGGAGGAGGGUCAUUUAUCUUCAGGAAGUCUUCAGGAAGUUUCAGUCAGACUGUGAACUCAAGCAGCAACUCUGCUGCUCUAAAUAUCCCUAAAGUUACCUUUACGGAUGAGGGAUACUACCAGUGUCAGCUUAAAGUGAGGAUUUCUAACGAAGACUUCAGCACCAACUUCAGCAGUUAUGUCUCACUCUAUAUUAACGGUGAAAUUCCAAAACCCAACAUCACCUUGCAGCCUGCCGGUCUGGUUUCUUGGGGUCAGAGUGUCAGCAUCAGGUGUGACGUUAUGGAUGGAUUGAGUGGAUCGUUUAUUUUCACAAACGCUCCCAGUUCUGUCAUUCAGACUAUAAACUCAAACAGCAACUCGGCUACUUUCCAUAUCGCGCAAGUCCGUUUGGGAAAUGAGGGAUUGUACCAGUGUCGGUUUCAAAGAACGGUUUCUGGUGAAGUGUUUCACACCAACUUUAGUGACCCUGUCUGGCUAACUGUGAACCUCUCACAGCCGACCAUCACCUUGGAUUCUGCCGGUGGGGUGAUGUGGGGUCAGGAUGCCACCCUCACCUGUUCAGUCAUCGAGGGUCGGGCAGGAGGAUUAUUUGUCUUUAGGAGAACACCUGGUAAUUUCAUCCAAACUGUAAGCUCGAGCAGCAACACAGCUACCUUCCAUAUCACUCAAGCUAACCUGGGAGAUGAGGGAUUAUACCAGUGUCAGUUUCAACGGAGAGUUUCUGAUCAAGACUUCAACACCAGCUUCAGUGACCCUGUCCAACUAACUGUAUUUCUUCCAAAGCCCAGCAUCACUUUGGAUCCUGCUGGUGUGGUUUCUGUUGGUCAGACUGUCAACAUCGUUUGCUCAGUCUCUGAGGGUCAAGUAGGAGGAUCAUUUAUCUUCAAGAAGACAUCAGGACCAAUCACUCAUGUUGUAAAUUCAAGCAGCAGCUCGGCUUCAUUCCACAUCAGUGAAGUCAACUUGGUGGAUCAUGGACCGUACCAGUGUCAGUUUCAAAGAAGGUCUUUUAAUCAAGACUUGAGCACCAACUUGAGUGAUUCUGUCCAGCUAACUGUGAGCCUACCAAAGCCUACCAUCACCAUCCAGCCUGCUGGUAUGGUUAUGUGGGGCCAGGAUGUCCACAUUUCUUGUUCGAUUACUGGGGGUGAAGUAGAAGGAUCAUUCAUCUUCACAAAGACCUCAGGUCUUUUCACAAAGACUGUGAACUCAAGCAGCAACUCUGCUACUCUAUAUAUCCCUGAAGUUACCUUUACGGAUGAGGGAGACUACCAGUGUCAGUUCAAAGUGAAGAUUUCUAAUGAAGACAUCAGCUCUAACUUCAGCAGUGAUGUCCCACUCUUUAUAACAGUGAUUCUUCCAAAACCAAGCAUCACCAUGGACCCUGCAGGCGUGGUUACCUUUGGUGACCUCAUUGCCAUCAAUUGUUCCAUUUCGACCCAAUAUUUAGGCGGAUCAUUCACCCUGAAGAAGACCUCUGGAUCAUUCACCCUGAAGAAGACCUCUAAAUCAUUCACUAAGACCCAACAAUCAAGUACCAACUCCUCUACAUUCAGAUUUCUUGAAGCCAGUGUUAAUCAUGAGGGAAAUUACAGCUGUUAUUAUGAAAAACUUGUGGAAUAUAAAACUUUCACCUCCCCUCUAAGUGACAAUGUCACGGUUUCUGUUACUAAUAACUGAAGUUCAUGUUCCUGACCCUUCCUCAAUCUCCUCAUAAACGACUAUCCUAAACUAAUCUAAUGAAUGUUGUGUGAGGUGAGUGUGUAAGUUCUCACGG